This is a messenger RNA of Vollenhovia emeryi, 2072 nucleotides long. RefSeq names its product serine-arginine protein 55 (gene B52). The record is from RefSeq and is a predicted model, not a curated record. Gene Ontology annotation, molecular function: mRNA binding. Bases 115 to 1398 code for a protein of 427 amino acids. Gene Ontology annotation, biological process: alternative mRNA splicing, via spliceosome; mRNA splice site recognition. Gene Ontology annotation, cellular component: ribonucleoprotein complex; cytoplasm; nucleus. NCBI's taxonomy places the organism in Eukaryota, Metazoa, Arthropoda, Insecta, Hymenoptera, Formicidae. The transcript has 12 exons.
CGAAGCGCCGUCCACUGCCGUGCAGUACCUUCCCUAGUCUCGUUGGUCCUGCGUCGCGUGAGGGAAGACCGCAACGGAUUCGUUUACUACAGGUUACCGUUCUGAACGUUCAGAAUGAGCACUCGAGUAUUCGUUGGUGGAUUAACGUACCGGGUGAGAGAGCGCGACCUUGAGAAGUUCUUCCGGAAAUAUGGUAGAAUCAAGGAGGUCGCUAUGAAGAAUGGAUUUGCCUUUGUGGUAAGUCUAAUGUGGUUCAAUUGUUUUUUUUACAGUAUGGUAGGGACAAGAGUCUAUGUCGGUGGGCUUCCAUACGGCACCAGGGAAAGAGACCUUGAGAGAUUUUUCAGAGGCUACGGUCGAUUCCGUGAUGUUCUCAUCAAGAAUGGUUACGGCUUUGUUGAAUUCGACGACUAUAGGGAUGCUGACGACGCUGUCUACGAACUAAACGGAAAGGAACUUUUAGGAGAAAGAAUUACUGUAGAGAGGGCCCGGGGGACACCUAGGGGUAGUGACCAGUGGCGCUAUGGUGACUCCCGUGGUGGUUAUGGGGACUCGAGGCGAUCUGCCCGAGACGAUAUGCGGCACGACAGAGAUAGUGUGAACAGAAACACGAGGACUGCAUCUAGCUACAAGCAAUCAUUGCCCAGAUACGGACCGCCUACUCGUACCGAGUACCGCCUCACCGUGGAGAACUUGUCAAGCCGUGUCAGUUGGCAGGAUUUGAAGGAUUACAUGAGACAAGCUGGAGAAGUGACGUAUGCUGACGCUCAUAAGCAACGUAGAAACGAGGGAGUUGUCGAAUUCGCGACGUACUCUGACUUGAAGAACGCUAUCGAUAAAUUAGAUGACACAGAAUUGAACGGCCGCAGGAUCAGACUCAUCGAGGAUAAAAGACGCGGCCGUCGAUCGCGAUCCUCGAGCUCGAGAUCGCGCUCUCGAUCUCGAUCACGAUCACGUCGUCGGUCGCGCUCCCGCUCAAGGUAUAAUCGUUCUCGAUCCCGAUCAAGGAGCCGCCGCAGUUCUCGCAGCCACAGCCGUCGUAGCACCCGGUCCAAGUCAAGGGCACACUCCAAGUCCAAGUCCAAGUCAAAAUCCAAAUCUCCUGAGCGUAGUCGUUCACGCUCAAAAUCCAAAUCAAGAGACCGCUCAAAGUCGAAAUCUAAGUCAAAGUCCAAAUCCAGAUCUCGUUCUAGGUCCAAGGCUGAGAGGUCAAAGUCCAGGUCGCAGUCCAAAUCCAAAGCCAAGUCUCCCUCAAAGGAUAGGUCAAGCCGCGAGCGUUCCAGAGGCGACAGAUCCCGAUCCCGAUCGGGAAGCAAACACAGCAAGAGCCGCAGCCGCUCUCGUUCGCCCAUGAAUGGAGAUAAAUCGCCGGAAAGCAACAAACAAAAAGCCGACUAAGCAAAAGAAAAUCAGCGAAAUACUAUCUUUCCUUUUUUUCUUUCACCAUUUUUUAUAUCGAGUCACAUUUAAAAAUCAAUAUCUCAUAUAUCUAAUAUCUUUUCCGAUCAUUGAUCGUAAUAAUGAAGUUUUAAAACUUGUACCAUCGUAUCGAAAAUCCAUUACCUCGAUAUUUAACUUUGAUUAUUCACAAUCAGGGUUUAUUUCAAAAGCUUCAACAUUGUUGACUUAGAGUUUAUGAUUUAACUUCUUAAAUCAUUACCCUCGUCCUUUGCUUCAAUUUUUUUUUUAUUACUUUUUCUUAGGUAUGUCUAGGUUUAGCGAUACACAUCAUCCGACUUGAACGAUUCGCGCAUUUAGGGUGCGUUCGGGGAGCUCUCUGUAUUAUUUGGCGCUGAAAGCAUCGUUAUUUUUGUUGCUCAUUAUGCUUCAAAGAAAGAUUACAUUUUCAGCGUCGAUAGCGAGCUCCGCGAGUGUACCCUUAGAUAUUCUUUUAUUAUUCAUCUCAGAAUACAAAUUUUCAAUGUAUCGCCGUACAUAAUACGAGUUCCCUUAUAAUGGCUUUUUGUAUAUAUUCCUAAUGGUUAUAUUACAAUAAGAAAGUAUGUGAUGUGUAUUAAAUUUAGUGGUAAGAGGUAUUUGAACUGUCAAUAAAAGUUAAUGUCAAUGCAGGU